AUGGUGAGACUAUCAUUUGGAGAAAAGAACUUCAUUAGAGGUGGUAUUGCUCAAAAUCUUCGUUGUGAUGGUCGGAAACGCUUAUCUGUCAAGGCAGAAUUAGGGAGACCCAAUUUGUCUCAACCCGAUAAAGGAAAGGUUUCAAUACACAUUGAUUGUAGUGCUACGGCUGCACCUAUCUUUCAGUCACAGGGCAAAGGGGGUGAGGCAUUAUCAACAGAACUUGCUGCUGAUCUUCAGUGUUGCCUCUUGGAUGGUAAAAGUGGAGCAGGAGCUGGAAUUGACCUUUCAUCCCUAUCUAUUGUGGAAGGGAAGGUUUGUUGGGAUCUUUAUAUUGAUGGCCUUGUGGUUAGUUCAGAUGGGAAUAUGCUGGAUACCUUAGGUGCUGCAAUCAAGGCUACUUUAAGUGAUACCGGCAUUCCAAAAGUUAAUGUCAUUGCUGCUGAUUCAACAUCUGCUGGUGAUCAACCUGAAGUUGAUGUUAGCGAUGAAGAAUUUUUACAGUUUAACACUUCUGCAGUACCUGUGAUUGUUACAGUAACCAAGGUAGGAAAACAUUACAUAGUAGAUGCAACAGAAGAGGAGGAAUCUCAAAUGAGUUCCGCAAUGUCUGUCUCUAUCAAUAGGAAAGGCCUUAUAUGUGGUCUUUCCAAGCGUGGGGGUGCAGGUGUAGAUCCAAGUAUAGUCCUUGAUAUGAUCUCAGUAACAAAACACGUGAGCGAGAAUUUUGUUAACAAAUUAGACUCUGAGAUAGCUGCUGCAGAAGCUCCUGAGGAAGAAUCAUGAAAACUGAUUUACUUUUUUGAAAUAAGCUCCAAUGUUUUUGCAGAACAGUGAAUUUUGAUCUAGGAAAUUAUGUUUCAUACAGGUAGAUUCUAGAUUGUAUCAAGUGUCAAGAUAUAGUGAUAUAUUAUAAUUA
This is a messenger RNA of Chenopodium quinoa (quinoa), 919 nucleotides long. RefSeq names its product exosome complex component RRP42-like. The record is from RefSeq and is a predicted model, not a curated record. NCBI's taxonomy places the organism in Eukaryota, Viridiplantae, Streptophyta, Magnoliopsida, Caryophyllales, Amaranthaceae. Gene Ontology annotation, biological process: nuclear polyadenylation-dependent mRNA catabolic process; U1 snRNA 3'-end processing; U5 snRNA 3'-end processing. Gene Ontology annotation, cellular component: cytoplasmic exosome (RNase complex); nuclear exosome (RNase complex). Bases 1 to 786 code for a protein of 261 amino acids. The transcript has 7 exons.